This is a messenger RNA of Sinocyclocheilus grahami, 1859 nucleotides long. Its product is annotated as annexin A4-like. Gene Ontology annotation, biological process: negative regulation of coagulation. NCBI's taxonomy places the organism in Eukaryota, Metazoa, Chordata, Actinopteri, Cypriniformes, Cyprinidae. The record is from RefSeq and is a predicted model, not a curated record. Gene Ontology annotation, molecular function: calcium-dependent phospholipid binding; calcium ion binding; phosphatidylserine binding. Gene Ontology annotation, cellular component: vesicle membrane; plasma membrane; nucleus. The coding region runs from base 234 to 1199 and encodes 321 amino acids. The transcript is spliced from 13 exons.
UCUCUUAUCUCAACGUAAUGUAAAGAGGAGGGGCCGUAAAUGAGGAACUAAGACGAUUCUGUCCAUACAGGCCAACACCCACUAAAGUUGUCAAGAAAACUCAGAAACAUUCUCCUAAAUCUCCACCACGUCCAUUCAGAGUAACGGCUGUCGCGCAUCUCUGAAUCCAGCGGCAGCGCUUCAGCAGUGUUCUCAUCUCUUCAUCUGAAGACUAAAACCUUUCCUCCAUCACAAUGGCAGCGUUGGGCAACCGUGGAACCGUGACUGAGGCAUCAGGCUUCAAACCAGAGGAAGAUGCCCAGAAACUUUACAGUGCUAUGAAAGGAACUGGUACCAAUGAGGUGACUAUCAUCGAGAUCCUCGCCCAUCGCACUAUUGCACAAAGGCUGAAAAUCAAGGAGGCUUUCAAACAAAGCGUGGGAAAGGAACUGGUUGAUUGCUUGAAGUCAGAGCUUACUGGAAACUUUGAGAAGGUUGCGGUCGGCCUGAUGAUGCCCGCCCCAGUGUAUGACGCGUAUGAGCUGAGAAACGCCAUCAAGGGUGCAGGGACAGAGGAGGCAUGUCUCAUUGACAUCCUGGCCUCAAGAAGCAAUGCUGAGAUGAAGGAAAUCGUUGCUACUUACAAGAAAGAAAAUGACAAGAGUCUUGAGGACGACAUCUGCGGAGACACGUCUGGAAUGUUUCAGAGAGUUUUGGUGUCUUUACUCACGGCUGGGCGUGACGAGAGCACCAAGGUGGACGAGGCUCAGGCUGUUCAGGAUGCAAAGGACAUCUACGAGGCAGGCGAAGCUCGCUGGGGAACAGAUGAGGUCAAGUUCCUCACUGUGCUGUGUGUGAGGAACAGAAAUCACUUACUCCGAGUGUUUCAGGAGUAUCAGAAGAUUUCUGGAAGGGACAUUGAAGACAGCAUAAAGAGGGAGAUGUCUGGCUGCCUGGAGGAUGUAUUUCUGGCAAUAGUGAAAUGCUUGAAAAACAAGCCAGCAUUUUUUGCUGAAAGGCUUUACAAGUCAAUGAAGGGUUUAGGCACCACAGAUAGCGUGCUGAUCAGGAUCAUGGUGGCUCGCGCCGAGAUCGAUAUGCUCGACAUCAAAGCAGAGUUCCUGAAGAUUUAUGGAAAGACCCUUCACUCCUUUAUAAAGGGUGACACGUCGGGCGAUUACCGUAAGAUCCUGUUGGAGCUGUGCGGAGGGGAAAAGUAACAUGUUCGCCGUGUUCAUUAACGUGAAACGCUGUCUCUCACACCAAGUCUACAGCAUUUCAAACACAUUCCCUGUUUGUAAUACCAAUUAAAACUGAACAGUGAUGUUUUAAAUGAGAUUCAUGUUUUUUUUGCUUAUUGCCUUGGAAUUUAUGGGAGUUCUUUAUAGAUUGGCACAUCUUGGUGUUUGUCAAAAAAAUAAAAGGAGAAAAGAACAGCCCGUAUUGACUGUAUUGAUCUGUUUUAAUUUCUUAAUCUCAGCACACUCGUUGAGGUCCAUUUUUGUAAUUACUCUGAGUAUAAUUUGUUUAAUGUACAACAUCUAUGUGUACUCGGUCCAAUUUUACUAAUUGCUCACGGUUGUUUGCAUAAGUAUAUGAGAUCAGCAUAGUUUCUCUGUUUUUCUAGAUUACAGGUUUCACAGACUACCUGCCUCAAUUUAAUCAAGUGCAACAUAUUAAUCAUAUGAGUGAAUGUGGCAUCUGUCAGAAUUAUGGGGAAAAUGACUGACAAAAAAAAGUGUAUUUAAACUUUUAACACUAAGUGGCGCUAUGCAUGUUUUCAUGUGCAUUCCUCUGAGUUACAAAGAAUGUUACUUUUGUGGCUUGAGUUAUCAUACAUUGUAUGUCUAUGAAACAGAUCAAUUAAAAAGUUCCACGAA